Stylophora pistillata is the source of this 1494-nucleotide messenger RNA. Its product is annotated as potassium channel subfamily K member 9. Gene Ontology annotation, molecular function: outward rectifier potassium channel activity; potassium ion leak channel activity. Gene Ontology annotation, biological process: potassium ion transmembrane transport; stabilization of membrane potential. Gene Ontology annotation, cellular component: plasma membrane. NCBI's taxonomy places the organism in Eukaryota, Metazoa, Cnidaria, Anthozoa, Scleractinia, Pocilloporidae. The record is from RefSeq and is a predicted model, not a curated record.
AAUUUAAGAUUCCUUUUAAUUGCAUAUUUACAUGAUUGAUUUUACACUAGUGACUGAUAAACGAAAAACAUGUCUCUGCGCGUUUUGCAGGUCGUCCGUCGGCUUUCUCCUGUUACGCUGACCAAAAGGAUCGCAGUGUGAUAAUCAUUGUCACGGAACAACUCAAGGAAACGUUAAUAGCGUGCUGAGCAUCUUUGAGUCUGAUUGAGUCACGCAGAAAUCUACACAAAUGAAGGCUCGAAAUCUACUGUUUUUAUUUCUCCUCUGGUUCUUUUACCUCACCCUUGGAGUGCUAGUAUUCAGAGCUGUGGAACACGACGGCGAGGAACAGCGAGAGAAAACCAAACAGCAACAGUUAGUGGUUAUCAAAGACAAAAUAACAUCCGCGUACAAUAUGAGCGAAGCAGAAUUCUUCAACAUUGUGAAACAAAUUGAGGCAGCUUCGUCUUCAAAUGGCGGACCAGAAUGGAGCUAUCACGAAUCUGUUUCUUUCGUGAUACAACUGGUGACAACAAUAGGAUAUGGAAACAUUACUCCGGUGACAAAUGGCGGCCGUGUGCUCUGUAUAGUCUUCGCCUUCUUUGGAAUCCCGAUAAACAUCCUGUUUCUGCAGUCGGUUGGAAAAAGCCUGCGUGAAGUCGAAAAAUUUCUCAUCACAGAAUUUGAAAAGCGCUGUCUGAAGAGGAAUGAAGAACCGAAAUUCCUAAAUGAAAAAUGCUCUCUGUGUGCAGUUGUGUUCUUCUUUAGUUUGUUACUUUUUUCUGCGGCUGUCCAACAAAAGAUUGACGAAUGGACAUUUUUGGAGGGUUUUUAUGCCUAUUUCAUCACGUUUACAACAGUAGGAUUUGGAGAUUUGAUACCAGGAGGCAGUCCAACAGAAUCUCCAGUCAGAAAUACAGUAGUUCGUAUCGUAUUCAUCAUCCUUGGUUUAGCGGCCAUGUCGAAUGUACUUAUUGCAGUUAUGGAUUCGACUGACUGCCUUAAAUAUUUGAAAACUUGCAAGAUUUUUCGCAGAAGAGGAGAAACUGUUGAUAUUCCUGAAACAAAGGAAGGCGGUGGUGGAAUAGAGUUAACUGAUUACCGUAAGGAAGAUCCGAAAAACAACGAUUUGGAACUUGUAGCAGCGAUAUGAGUUGUGGAUCUUUGCUCACAUUAUUUUAAAAAAAAAGAUAGAAAGUUUGUUACUGGCUAACUCUGCUACUGGUCCUGCUAGCUAGGUUGAGCGAGAAUUCUGUGGCAAACAACAAGAAUCGAACUUCUUAAUAAGGAGGCAAAGGGAAUUCUUUUAUAUCUUCCUGCUUCCAUAGCGCACUUUAGGUAAUGUAGGGCAUGAAAUGAAAAUUAGAGCUCCUUUUCGCAUUUUUCUGCUAAUAUUCAGCCAACAUAGCACUUGGAUCUUGCGCGUUCGAGCAUUUUAAAAUCAAUUUUGUACAUUAAACGUGUAUCCAUGUAAUUUAGUAUAUUUAUAACUAUAAUAAAGUUUAAGGCUCGUCA